Messenger RNA from Malassezia restricta, 1404 nucleotides. Its product is annotated as NADH dehydrogenase (ubiquinone) Fe-S protein 2. The transcript has 2 exons. Gene Ontology annotation, molecular function: quinone binding; NAD binding; NADH dehydrogenase (ubiquinone) activity. NCBI's taxonomy places the organism in Eukaryota, Fungi, Basidiomycota, Malasseziomycetes, Malasseziales, Malasseziaceae. The coding region runs from base 1 to 1404 and encodes 467 amino acids. Gene Ontology annotation, biological process: mitochondrial electron transport, NADH to ubiquinone. The record is from RefSeq and is a predicted model, not a curated record.
AUGGCAAGGAUGCUGUCGAGCACAUGGCACAUGGCGAGCAUGCGUGCGUUGCGUAGCGCUGUGCGUCCGAGCGUGAAGCUGGCGCACCGUGGCUCGAUGGCGCUGUCGCGCCGGAUGUACGCCUCUGAAUCGACUGAGAAGGUGGGCAACCCAACCCACUCGGCCACCACGGUGGAAGAUUUGCAGGGCAUGGAUGCCGCGACGUUGUUGCGGGAAGAGGGUACGCAGAAUGACUCGAAUUUGCGUCACUUUACGGUCAACUUUGGUCCGCAGCACCCGGCCGCGCACGGUGUGCUGCGUCUGAUUAUGGAGCUGAACGGUGAAGAGAUUCUUCGUGUGGAUCCACAUGUGGGUCUGCUGCACCGUGGUACGGAAAAGCUCAUUGAGUACAAGACGUACCAGCAGGCGCUCCCAUACUUUGACCGAUUGGACUACAGUUCCAUGAUGACCAAUGAGCUGUGUUUCUCACGCGCCGUGGAGAAGCUGCUCAACAUUGAGGUGCCUGAGCGUGCCAAGUGGAUCCGUACGCUGUACGGUGAGCUUACGCGUAUCUCGAACCACUGCAUGGCCGUGCUCUCGCACAUUAUGGAUGUGGGUGGUCUGACGCCCUUCGUGUGGGGUCUGGAGGAGCGUGAAAAGAUCAUGGAGUUUUACGAGCGUGUCUCUGGUGCUCGUAUGCACGCUGCGUAUGUGCGUCCUGGUGGUGUGACGUACGACCUGCCGCCCGGCCUGCUGGACGACAUUUACGCAUGGGCGACGCAGUUUGCUGGCCGUGUGGACGAAAUUGAGGAGCUGGUGACGGCGAACCGUGUGUGGCGUGAGCGUACCAUCGGCAUUGGCACUGUGACGGCGCAGGAGGCCAUCAACUAUGGCUUUAGCGGUGUGAUGCUGCGCGGCAGUGGUGUGCCGUGGGAUAUCCGCAAGGUCGCGCCGUACGAUGCAUACGACCAGGUCGAGUUUGACGUGCCUGUGGGCAAGAAUGGCGACUGCUAUGACCGGUACUUGUGCCGUAUUGAGGAGUUCCGCCAGUCGCUGCGCAUUAUUCACCAGUGCCUGAACAAGAUGCCGGCGGGUCAAAUCAAGGUCGACGACCACAAGAUUGCGCCGCCGUCGCGUGCGAUGAUGAAGGACAGCAUGGAGAGUCUGAUCCACCACUUUAAGCUGUUUUCGGAGGGCUUUGCCGUGCCGCCUGGCGAGACGUACAGCGCCAUUGAGGCGCCCAAGGGCGAGAUGGGUGUCUACCUCGUGUCGGACGGCUCGAACCGCCCGUACCGCUGCUCCAUCUCUGCGCCGGGUUUCCGUCACCUGGCCGGUGCUGACUUUGUCGCACGCCACCACUACCUGCCUGAUAUGGUGGCCAUCAUCGGCACGAUGGACCUGGUGUUCGGUGAGGUCGAUAGGUAG